Paramuricea clavata is the source of this 685-nucleotide messenger RNA. The record is from the annotation of a GenBank genome assembly. NCBI's taxonomy places the organism in Eukaryota, Metazoa, Cnidaria, Anthozoa, Malacalcyonacea, Plexauridae.
AUGUCUUCCACAACAGUUCUACACAUCAGUCAGGAAGAGAUUAACGAGGCUGUGGCAUUGGCAGACUCUUGGGAGGAUGCGCUAGCAGCAGAUGGAAUCCGUAGAAUGCAUGAUGCCCAGUGUAUAUUCAAAGAUCACAAGAUUGAGCUUCGUCAUGUCACUGGUCAAACUGAAUCUGAUGUUGUUAUUCACUAUGAAUCACAAAGCAAACUUCCAGGUACUGUAUAUUGUUACUUUCUCUAGCUACUAGUAUGCACUUAUAUAUACAUGUGCAAACCACAUGUACAUGUAUAUAUGAAUUAUAUGAUAGAUUUGCUCUAUGUUAUAUGUCUUAAUUCUUGUUGUUACAUUUCUACUUAUAGAUGAUAUGGCCACUGCACAUGUGCCAGUUGAUGUUGUAGCAGGGGACUGGGUUGCUGUCAUUUAUGAUGACCAAUGGUGGCCAGGAACUGUCGAUUCAGUUUCAACCGAUGAUGAAAUUACAGUUUCGUUUAUGAAACCUGUGGCCAAAAACAAAUUCAUCUGGCGUCAAGAUUUAAAUGGAAAAUGCAUUGACACAGAUGUUGUACCAACAACAGAAGUUUUGGCAAAGCCGGAAGAGAUCCCAGUACCGGUAUCUAAUCGCCAUUUCUCCUUCUCGGCAAAUUAUGCGAGAAGUUUAAAUGAACUCAUGACAACUGUUUAG